GCAACUUUGUGUCCAUCGUCUUAGAAGCUGAAGUUUUUCUUCUAUUUUCGCUCUAGCUGCGCGUUUUCUUGACUUUAUCCAUGCUGACAUGGAAUACGAGGAGUUCCCUGGCGAGAGGAUAUCAAGAGUUUAAGCUGCUGUGAGUGUCCCACCCCCCCUCCCUCCCGCGUAUGAAGAUGGACCCUCCUGUCGCGUGGGUCCUUCAGACCAUGCUGGUGCUGAUGCUCUUCCCCCCCGCUGGCUCUGUCUCUUGCCCCCGGCCGUGCUCCUGCCCCCAGCCCACUGAGCUCCACUGCACCUUCCGCUCACUUAUCACCAUCCCAGCUGCUGUAUCUAAACACGUGGAACGCAUGAACCUGGGGUUCAACAGCAUUAAUAAGAUCACAGACAAAUCACUGGCUGGUCUGAGGAAGCUGGAGCUUCUGAUGCUUCAUGGAAAUGACAUCCACACUCUACACAAUGGAGUGUUCAGGGACCUUGUGUCACUGCAGAUGUUGAAGGUUAGCUACAACAAACUGAAGGAAAUCAACAGACACACCCUUCGGGGUCUGUGGUCUCUGGCCCGGUUACACCUGGACCACAAUCGACUGGAGUUCAUCCACCCAGAUGCCUUCCAAGGUCUCACCUCCCUGCGACUGCUGCAGCUAGAAGGCAACCAACUUCAGCAGCUGCACCCAGCAACUUUCACCACCUUCACUCUGAUGAGCCACUUCCACGUGUCAACUCUGAGGCACCUCUACCUGUCAGACAACGGGUUGAUGUCACUGCCCUCCAAGCUGGUAGCAACCAUGCCUCAGCUGGAGAAUCUGUACCUCCAUGGGAACCCGUGGACAUGUGACUGCAAUAUGAGGUGGCUCCGUGACUGGGAAAAAACCUCACCAGGUGUUUUGAAAUGUAAAAAAGACAAAGCCCUUCCUGGAGGCCAGCUGUGUCCUAUGUGUUCCUAUCCCAGACACCUCCAGAAGAAAGAACUCCAGGCUGUGGAGGACCUGGUCUGCAGCAGCCCUGUUAUCAGCUUUCCUCACAGGACUUCCCCACCUGAGGAUACUGAAAGUGAAGUCUUGACUGCAGACAACUUCAGAGAAACAUUUGGAAACAUCUCCCUGGGCCUGUCUGAUGAACAUGGGAAUGAGGUGGAUCUGGAGUGUAUUAUUGGCGAGCCAAGAAAGAUGACCAAGAUCAGCUGGGAGCAGGUCAACCAGCUGCAACUGGCCUCCAAUAUCUCACUGUCAGUAGAUCUUGAAUGUCCGGUUGAUAGAGAAAAGUAUGAGCAACUAUGGAGGCUAAUUGCUUACUACAGCAAUGUGCCAGCCCACUUACAAAGGGGGGUCAUGCUCAGUAAAGAGCCUCAUCCAACCUAUGUGUAUAGGCAGGACUCUGAGAAGGAUGCCCUUUACUACACAGGUGUUAAAGUCAACAUCAUGGCCCAGCCAGCAUGGCUGAUGCAGACAUCUGCGGGCCUUCAGCUGAACCGACUCCAAUCAUCAGCCAAGACGGUGAAACUGAUCCUGAGCACGGACCUCUCAGAGACAGUGGAGACAGAGCUGGUGCGGAGACAGAGAAGAACAUGGGUCUUGAUCAAGUCAACAAACACGACACAUAAAGCAUUGAGUGUUAUCCUGGGAAGUCCAAGUCAAAUGGACUGUAACGUGCACAGUUCUGGCCAACCAGUAAUUUACUGGAUGCUCCCAGAUGGCUCCAAAGUGGAGGCACCGUACAGCAGUGCAGACAACAGGGUAUCUGUGUCGAGUGAUGGGAGGUUGGCCAUUAAAUCUGUCAGUCACACAGAUGCAGGAAUUUAUUACUGCGUUGCCAAGGUUCAUGGAGACCUUGCUGUCCUGCCAUUCCAUCUGACAGUGCAGGAAUCCUCCAGCCCUCCCCCAGGAGAGGACUCCUCAAUUACACCCGUUGAGGAAUUGGCAGGGAACCCCAUUUCCCUGCCUUGCAUGGCAUCUGGUUCCCCUGAUGCUGAAAUUAACUGGAUUCUACCAAGCAACAACAUAGUUAGUUUUCAAACCAACUCCUCCAGAAUGUUGGUCUAUUCCAAUGGCACUCUGCACAUCCCAAAGACUCAGUUAUUAGACAGUGGUUAUUAUAAAUGCAUUGCCAUAAAUCAACAUGGUGUGGAUACCCUGGCUGCAAAAAUUACAGUCAUCAGGGGCAAAGGGCUCAUAAGGCCUUUGAGGAAGUUUCUAGCAAGACCUCAGUCUGCCUCAGGGGUCAACACUCAGAUUAAAGUCUUCACAGAGGACACAGAGGAGGCAUCAGGGGACAUUGAAGUGACUCAGGUGUCUCCAAUGAACCGACAGGAUCCUUUGAGACGAAGAAUUCAAGGUGGCGUGGCCCCGAGAAGGAAAGGUGUCCAUCCAUUGAGGAAUAUGUGGCGAAGACCUGGCAGGAGGAGGAUUAAUAUGACAAAGAGUAAAAUAGACCCAGAGAAAUGGGCUGAUAUUUUGGCGAAGAUUAGAGACAGAAAUCCUCAUAAUGCUGUGACACCACUCUCGGUUCAGUCGACAACGGAGAAGAGACUGACAGAGCAGACUACACUGUCACAAGAAACCUUUGAGGGAUCAUCAGAUGGCGUGACUGUACAAGAGAAAGAGGGCCAGGAUUACCUCACAACACCACAUGCUCCAGACAGCCUUCUGCCCCAGCCCAAACCACAAUUCAAAAGCACAUCAGCCGCACCAUCAUUUCCAACAGCCUCUCCAGCAGUGGGUCACGGAAAGAUGAGUUCUCAAACAAGCUUGAGAAUCUCAGAGAAUGAUUCCUCAAUCGAGCAUGAAAUCAAGACAACUUCUGGAUAUGCUUCAGUUACGACCCUGAGUACAAAUUUUGAGGAGGAUUUGGAGACAGACCAGGUUACCACAAAGAUGAAGACAGAGCCUGAAGGAUAUGAUCAUAAUUCUAGUCAAAAUAACACCACAAGCGGUGAGUCAGAGGUAGAUCAGCAUCUUAUAGAAACUGCAAACACAAGAGUUAUUGUUUAUGCUCCUAUCACAAGUACCACCAUGGCAACACUUCCAUCUACAUCAUCGAGGCCUGAUCUUGUGAUCCCAUCCACAGAGGUCUCACAUGUCACAUUACCCAAAACAUCUCAUACAGGAGCUAAUGUGGGACCUUCACUGAGGGCAGCUACCCAGGAGUCUCCCAGGAUCACAAUCAAACCUAUCAUCACUACAUCAGAGCCUAGUAGAAUAUUACACAAUCAUCCUAAAACCCAGUCACGUGACCACAAACUAGCCAACGGACAGACAGUCAAGCAGAUGACUACUCCUGCCCCAACAGUUACUGCAAUCCAAACUAAUCCAUUCACAGACAGGCUGCUAACAAGCACUCAGAAUGUGUCCAGAAUGCACCAGCUACCUGGACCGGGAUACAUUCCAAGAGGGAAGCCAAGGAUAACUAAGAGCAAUUUCCAGACUUUCACUGUGAAAGCUGAAACAGAUGCUCAGCUUCCCUGUGAGGCUGAGGGUGAGCCAAAGCCUUUCCUGUCAUGGACUGAAGUCGCUACUGGGGCAAGUAUUGCUCAGAACACCCGGGUUCAGAGGUUCGAAGUCCAUCCAAAUGGUUCAUUAAUCAUCAGGAACACGCAGCAAGUGGAUGGAGGCCAGUACCUGUGCAUGGUCCAGAACCAGUAUGGUACAGACAAAAUGGUGGUCAACCUUGUGGUCCUGCCUCAGCAUACGUGGGUGAUCCAGCCUCCGAACAGGGACGUCAAAGUGCCUUUAGGUGGCAAAGUGGACUUAGACUGUAAAGUGGUGGGGCGCCCUAUGCCUAAAGUCAAAUGGGUGCUCCCUAACCAUGUCCACAUGGCUGCUGCCCCACUUGGUGUGCCCCUUCAGCAGCGUGUGGCUGUCAUGAGUAACGGAACACUCCGAAUCAGCCAGGCCGCUUACACAGACAGAGGGAUUUAUAAGUGCACUGAUAGCAGUGUAGCUGGAACUGACAUUGUCGUAGUCCACCUUUAUGUCACAGCAUUGCCACCUGUGAUUCAACAGAUGCAACAUGAAAACACCACCCUCCCAGAGGGCAGCACUGCCUACAUCCACUGCACUGCCACAGGUGCCCCUCAACCGGUCAUCCGCUGGAUCACACCUGAUGGCGUACAUCUCACUGCUUCCCAGUUUUUGACUGGACGCAAUCUUUUCGUCCUCCCCAACGGGACCCUCUAUAUACACAGAUUGGGCCCAGGAAAUGCUGGGAGAUAUGAGUGUUCUGCCAGUAAUACAGUGACAUCCAGCAAGAGAACCGUGAUCUUGACCACAAGGAGGAGUCCAUCCUCUUCCAAGGCUAGUAUCAUUUCAUCAUCCCCCCAGAGAACAGACGUGAUCUAUGGGAGUAAGCUGCUACUCAACUGUGUGGCAACAGGAGAGCCAGAUCCCUGGAUCAUCUGGAGGACACCCUCUAAAAAGCUGGUGGAUGCUCAGUAUAGUUUUGAUCCCAGGAUCAAGGUCUUCCCCAAUGGCACUAUAACUAUUCGUUCUGUGACUGACAAGGACAGUGGUGACUACCUGUGCGUGGCACGUAACAAGAUGGGUGAUGACUACGUUCUGCUGCAGGUCAACGUGCUGACCAAGCCAGCCAAAAUCGAGCAGAAACACCAGCGAUCCAGCCAGGAGGUUGUGUAUGGUGGAGACUUGAAGGUGGACUGCGUGGCCUCUGGGCUUCCCAACCCUGAGAUCAGCUGGGCGCUGCCGGAUGGCACCAUGGUCAACCCAGUCAAACAGAAAGACCAUGUCAGUGGAGGACGCAGUCGCAGGUAUCUGGUGUUUGACAAUGGGACACUAUAUUUCAAUGAUGUCGGCAUGCCAGAAGAAGGGGACUACACCUGCUAUGCCGAGAACCAACUAGGCAAAGAUGAGAUGAAGGUCAGAGUCAAGGUCAAGGUUGCAGCUUCCCCACCACGCAUACAGGAUAAAGAUCAAAACACUGUCAGGGUUUUCUAUGGUGAGACCAUUACACUGAGAUGUAACUCCAAAGGGGAACCAAUGCCGGUCAACACGUGGAUAUCCCCUACAAAUAGACUGAUCUCCCCUGUGUUAGACAAAUAUCAGGUCUUGGAUGAUGGGGCACUGGUGAUUCAAAAGGUCCAACGUUCUGAUGGAGGUAACUACACCUGCAUGGCUAGGAACGGUGCAGGACAAGACCAUAAAGUCAUCCGGUUGGAGGUCCUGGUAACACCUCCAAUGAUUAAUGGCUUAAGGGAAACUGUCAGAGCUGUCAAGGUAACUGCAGUCCAGGAUCAGCGGAAGCUGGUGGACUGUGUAGCAAAGGGAAUCCCUACCCCUCGCAUCAUGUGGGUUCUUCCAGGAAAUGUGAUUCUCCCUGCACCAUACUACAGCAACAGAAUGACAGUUCACCAGAAUGGUACCUUGGAAAUCCAGUCACCCAAGAGGACAGACUCGGGGCAGCUGGCUUGUAUCGCUCGUAAUGAAGGAGGGGAGGUCAGGCUGGUGGUUAAUUUGGAUGUGAAAGAGAUUGUCGAGAGGCCACAAAUUAGAGGCCCAAAAACAGAUAGGCUGUCACUGACUGUAGGGAAUGUCAUGGUUUUAAAUUGCUCCUUUGAUGGCGCAACACUACCUCAUGUCACAUGGAUCUUACCCAACGGCACACCUUUGCUUAGCGGUGCUCGAUUCUCAAAGUUUUUCCACCAACCUGGCGGCUCUUUGAUCAUCAGUAACCCAUCUGUUGGUGAAGCUGGUAUGUACCGCUGUCUGGGGCACCAUUCUGGAGGCCUUGUGGAAAGUACAAUUACAUUGAUCCCAGGGAGAAAACCAGAGAUCAGAAACAGAUACAGCGCUCCUGUUAGCGUCAUGAAUGGGGAAACAUUGUUGCUCCAUUGUCUAACCAAUGGUGAACCCCUAAGACUAACAUGGACGCUACCCAGUGGGGUUAUCCUCAACAGGCCGCAGAGAGCUGGACGGUAUUCUGUGCUGCCCAAUGGGACACUUGCAAUCCAACAAGUAUCAGUCUAUGAUCGAGGUUCCUACGCAUGCCGGGUUGCAAAUGAGUAUGGUAGCUCUCUUCUUUCUGUAUCUGUAGUUGUAAUUGCAUACCCACCCCAAAUUACCAAUGGUCCCCCCUCUGUGACUUACGCUAAACGUGGAGUUGCAGUUCAGCUGAACUGUGUAGCAACUGGAAUUCCUAGAGUGGAGGUAGCAUGGGAAACACCAGACAAAACCCGCUUGGCUGUCAGUGCGCAGCCGCGCCUUUUUGGAAACAAGUACCUUCAUCCACAAGGUUCCCUAAUUAUCCAGAACCCGACGCAAAGAGAUGCCGGUAUCUACCGGUGCACAGCCAGGAAUGCCAUUGGCAUAGACUCUAAAGCUACAUUUCUCAAUGUGUCCUGAGGAAUUUCACUGUUCAUCAUGGUCAAUGCCAUACUGUAUGCCCAAGAAACUGCCUGGUUAAAAGCAGCUGAUGUUAUAAAUGAUCCAAAUGUAAAAACUGCUAUCACAAGAGGUCAAAAGCUGAUGGUAUUUUGUGCACCAUAGCUUACCACAAUUUUGCCUAUCACUUGCUUUGUUAUGCAAUUUAGCUUUAGGCUAAAGACUUGUUUAGUCCCUUUGGACACCCCUAGUAAUUAUUAAUAACUAUAAAAUGAUUGGUACCUCAUCAAGGUAGUGGUACUGACGAAUAAGUGCAGUUACCUGCUCUGGCUAAAUGUAAUAAAGCAAAAAAAUUAAAUGAAAUAUAUGAGCACAUUUCUAAACUUCAAUUUGAAAUUACUCAAAGAAGUGCACAGAACUCUGUAUGCUUACCAUGGCAGGAAAAAUAAUAUACCAACUAAUCAGGUACUGUUCUUCUGUGCCAUCAUCUGUGAUGAAUCAAUACAUUUCCAAAAAUAAUACUGAUUUCAUUUUAUUGAGACAAGAAGUGCUCAUUGACUGUUUACCUCCAACAACGCUUUGAAUACUUUAGGUUCUUUAGGUCCCUGUUCAGGCAAAUUGUCUUUUGAGGCAGCCGUGACGCAGCAAGUUAAGAGUGCGGCUUUGGACUUUGGACCGGGCUGAGAUCGGAGGGUUGUAGGUUCGGUCCCUCGACCAAGCACGAAAAAUAGAUACGGUGGUGAAGGAGACCUGCCUCUCCUGCCUCUGCGACCAUGGUGUGGUGCUCCUGAGCAAGGCACCGAUCCACCCCAGCUCCCUGGGCGCCUCACUAGGCAGCCCCUUG
Molecule: messenger RNA, 7176 nt
Organism: Toxotes jaculatrix (banded archerfish)
Lineage: Eukaryota; Metazoa; Chordata; Actinopteri; Toxotidae
Gene: mxra5a
Product: matrix-remodelling associated 5a
Exons: 10
Coding region: 171-6353 (2060 amino acids)
Cellular component (GO): extracellular region
Molecular function (GO): protein binding
Source: RefSeq, a predicted model, not a curated record